UACAACAGCAGCUCGCUUUUAAACCUCACUUUCUCCCUCUGGCGAGUGAAAUCAUUCAGCCAUUUUUCUUUCCUUUACCGCACUUCAGACUCCUUCCCCUUCUCUCUCUCUGUGUGUGUGUGUGUGCCUCUGCAAACUGCUCCAUUCCAGCUCCAAGGAUCUCGUGUGGAGUUUCGCGCGGACUAUAAACCGAGCCGUGUAACAAGAGUAACUAAACCAGACCAUGGCCUUCCUGGGGACCGCAGUUCGGCGGAUGGUGUUGACCGUGCGUCCCCCUGUCUCUCCUCUGUGCCGGACAAGUGCUCGCUCGUACAGCUCGACGCCCACCCAGGAAAAAAAUGUUCCCUACGAGAAAACGCUCAAACAGGAAGAUGGCGUUUCCUCUGGACCCACGAAACCUUUGCCCAGGUCAGCAGACGCGGUGGUGAUCGGAGGAGGAAGUCUCGGCUGUCAGACCGUCUAUCACCUGGCUAAAAUGGGUAUGACCAACGUGGUGCUGCUGGAGAGAGACAGACUGACCGCCGGCACCACCUGGCACACUGCAGGUUUGCUGUGGCAGCUCCGUCCCAGUGAUGUCGAGGUGGAGCUCCUGGCCCACACCAGGAACGUGAUCAGUAAAGACUUGGAGGAGGAGACCGGUCUCCACACAGGCUGGAUCGAGAACGGAGGACUCUUCAUCGCUUCCAACAAACAGAGACUGGACGAGUACAAGCGCCUCAUGUCGCUGGGUAAAGUCUACGGCAUCGAGUCCCACGUGCUGUCACCUGCGGAGACAAAGGACUUGUAUCCUCUGAUGAACGUCGACGAUCUGUACGGAACGCUGUACGUGCCGAAAGACGGCACCAUGGACCCGGCCGGCACCUGCACCACGCUGGCCAGAGCUGCGUCUGCCAGGGGAGCCACGGUGAUCGAGAACUGCCCUGUGACUGGCAUUAACGUACGCACGGACGACCUGGGCGUGAAGAGGGUGAAGGCAGUGGAGACUCCACACGGGACGAUUGAAACGGCGUGCGUGGUGAACUGUGCAGGUGUGUGGGCCACCAAGCUGGGGGAAAUGGCUGGAGUCAAGGUGCCGCUCAUAGCGAUGCAUCAUGCCUAUGUAGUGACCGAGAGGAUUGACGGCAUUCAGAACAUGCCUAAUGUCAGGGACCAUGAUGCAUCAGUGUACCUGCGGCUCCAAGGUGACGCCCUGUCUGUCGGUGGCUAUGAACAAAACCCCGUCUUCUGGGACGAGGUAUCUGAUAAGUUUGCCUUCAGCUUGUUUGACCUGGACUGGGAUGUAUUCACGCAACAUAUCGAGGGAGCGAUCAACAGAGUCCCCAAACUGGAGCAGACUGGCAUCAAGUCUACAGUCUGUGGACCAGAAUCAUUCACAGCAGACCAUAAACCGCUGAUGGGAGAAGCACCGGAGGUCCGAGGUUUCUUCCUGGGAUGUGGCUUCAACAGUGCUGGUAUGAUGCUGGGAGGAGGCUGUGGUAAAGAGCUGGCUCACUGGAUCAUACACGGCCGCCCUGAAAAGGACAUGUAUGGCUACGACAUCAGGCGUUUCCAUAACUCGCUGACGGACAACGAUCGCUGGAUCAGAGAGAGGAGCCACGAGUCGUAUGCCAAAAACUACUCUGUGGUUUUCCCCUUUGAUGAGCCGCUGGCCAGUCGGAACAUGAGGAAGGACCCCUUCCAUCAGGUGCUGACAGAGCAGGGCUGUGUGUUCCAGGAGAGACAUGGCUGGGAGAGACCGGGCUGGUUCAACAAAGAAGGGCCUGCUCCUGUUAAAGACUAUGAUUACUACGGCGCUUAUGACGUUGAGAGGAACGUGAACUACAAAUACAACGAGCUGCUCGGGAAGGAGUACACCUUUGACUUUCCUCCACAUCAUGACGUGAUUAAGAGCGAGUGCCUCUCAUGUAGACACGGCGUGGCUGUGUUUGACAUGUCCUACUUUGGAAAGUUUUAUCUCACCGGACCAGAUGCCAAGAAGGCGGCCGAUUGGCUGUUCACUGCUGAUGUCAACAAGAAACCAGGCUCUACUGUCUACACCUGCAUGCUGAAUAAAAGAGGAGGAGCAGAAGCUGACCUGACGGUGAGCAGACUCGAGCCCGGUGCUUCCAACCUGCCCUUAGCACCCGAAUCCAAUGGUGACGCAUACUACCUGGCGAUUGGUGGUGGCGUAGCAGAGCACAACUGGAACCACAUUAGAACAGUUCUUCAGGACCAAGGUUUCCAGUGUCAGCUGGUUGACCAUUCUGAGGACAUGGGGAUGAUCAGCAUCCAGGGGCCAAAGAGUCGAGAGGUUCUUCAGGAAGUGCUGGACACGGACCUCAGCAACGACAACUUUCCUUUCUCGACACACAAAGUCGUCAACGCGGCGGGACACCAGGUGCGAGCGAUGCGUCUGUCGUUUGUUGGAGAGCUCGGCUGGGAGCUGCACAUUCCCAAAGACUCUUGCCUCCCGGUCUACCGUGCUGUCAUGGCUGCUGGCGCCAAGCACGGCAUCAUCAACUCAGGCUACAGGGCCAUCGACUCACUCAGCAUAGAGAAAGGGUACAGACACUGGCACGCCGACCUUCGCCCCGAUGACACACCCUUGGAGGCGGGGCUCGCCUUCACCUGCAAAAUGAAGAGUUCCAUCCCGUUCCAGGGACGCGAAAGGCUGGAGAAGCAGAAGGAGGAGGGCCUGAGGAGACGCAUCGUCUGCUUCACCAUCAACGAGAAAGUGCCAAUGUUCGGACUGGAGGCCAUUUUCCGGAACGGAGUUCCCGUCGGUCAGCUGCGUCGCUCUGACUACGGCUUCUUUAUCGACAAAACUAUCGGUUAUGGAUAUAUCCGUCACCCUGAAGGAGGAGUGGUGAGUCCCGAUUUCAUUAGGAGCGGCGAGUUUACCCUGGAGAGGAUGGGUGUGACGUACAAGGCCAAGGCCCACCUCAAAACUCCGUUCGACCCCGAGAACAAACGAGUGAAGGGCAUCUACACUUGAGGACGACAAAUGUAAAAACGGCUGAGAGAGUAACAACUGAUUUUUUCUUUUUCUUUUCUUUUUUAAUUUUAAAAAGGUCUGAAGGUUUUUUGUCAAGAGUCGGCUAUAGACGUCGUUCUCAGCAUUUCAAUCUAAAUAUGUCCUAUGGCGAACACCACUCAACUGAGUGUUAUUAUAAUGAUACAUGGUAAAUUCAAGAAUCCCUAAUGCAGACCAUGUUUACACUGCGGGUGUGAUCACACCUCGAGCUGCCGUCCGGUGUAACUUUGGCUGUUUACAGACACCAAAUCAUGGGAAAAUGAAUCAGGAUCAUUUCACAGUUUUGCCAUAUGAAGAAGACGGCAGCAUGGAUACUUUCAGGGGCGAUUCGAGCAAGUGUCAGCGCUGUAUUCUUUCUGGAUUCUGACUUUCAGUGCGUGUGUGGAAGCAGCUUUAGUUUCAUAUAUAUAUGUAAUAAUUUAAUAAGAAAUAACGGCGUCCCAUCUUAAAUGAAUGAUGUAGUUUCUCAGAAUGGUGACAAAAACUGUGUCAAAAUAGUGACUCGCUUGUCUUAAUAAAUAACUUAGCGUCUCUUGGUAAGAUUGAGAUAUAAAUGAUUUUACUUUACACACGAUACAUCAGUGUGUACAUUAAUGCUCCAAAGCCUGGCUCUUACAUUAGCAGUGAUUUAAAGCAAACAUUUCUCAUUGUAAUGAUUUUCAGGCUGUUUUUCUAUGACGUUGGCAGCGAUGGUGUUCCUGUAUUCAACACUACACGUGUGUGUAAAUAUAUAAAUAAAUUCUCCAUUAGUC
Solea solea (common sole) is the source of this 3765-nucleotide messenger RNA. It is a transcript of the gene sardh, whose product is annotated as sarcosine dehydrogenase. The transcript has 22 exons. Gene Ontology annotation, cellular component: mitochondrion. NCBI's taxonomy places the organism in Eukaryota, Metazoa, Chordata, Actinopteri, Pleuronectiformes, Soleidae. Bases 224 to 2974 code for a protein of 916 amino acids. The record is from RefSeq and is a predicted model, not a curated record. Gene Ontology annotation, molecular function: protein binding; oxidoreductase activity.